CCUAGCUUCCAGUCCAUAAGCUCUCUCUCUCGAUAUUUCCCUCUUUCUUCCCCAAACAAAUUCAUCAAAUAAACCCUAAGCUUCCAUCUCCAUCUUCAUCUUCAUCUUCCUUGAUAUAUAUAUAUAUAUAUAUAUCUUCUGCAACUUCUGGGGUUUAAUUAGCAAAAACAAUACUUGUAGAAGAUGAGGACAGCAGGCUACAGUGUCCACCACACCCUAACCACAGAGGCUGCAACCAUUGUAAAGCAGGCCAUAAGCCUGGCCAGGCGGCGCGGCCACGCCCAGGUGACUCCUCUCCACGUCGCCGCCACCAUGCUGGCCACCUCCGCCGGCCGCCUCCGAGCCGCCUGCCUUAAGGCCCAUUCCCACCCUCUCCAGUGCAAGGCCUUGGAGCUCUGCUUCAAUGUGGCUUUAAACCGUCUACCGACUUCAACAUCUAGCCCUAUUCUAGCCCCUCACUACCACCACCACCACCAGCAGCCGGCCCUCUCCAACGCCCUCGUCGCCGCCUUCAAGCGGGCGCAGGCCCAUCAGCGCCGGGGCUCGGUUGAGAGCCAGCAGCAGCCCAUUUUAGCCCUGAAAGUGGAGCUAAAUCAGCUUGUGGUCUCCAUCUUAGAUGACCCCAGUGUCAGUAGAGUGAUGAGAGAAGCCGGCUUUUCCAGCACCCAAGUAAAAGCCAAUGUAGAACAAGCUGUUUCUUUGGAGAUAACAAUUUGCUCACAGAGCACUACUACUCCUCCUGUAAGUUGCCAAUCCAAGCUUGACUCAACUGAACAACAGCAAGCUUGCAGGGAAGAUGAUGUAAUGAGUGUGAUAAACUCACUGUUGAGCAAGAAAAGGAGGAACACUGUAAUUGUUGGAGAGUCACUGGCUAGUGCAGAAGCAGUGGUUAGAGGAGUGAUUGAUAAGUUUGAGAGAGGAGAUGUAAAGGAAGAUCAUUUGAGGUAUGUGCCAUUCAUAAACCUUCCUCUUUUCUCUCUGAAAAACCUUGGCAUUGAAGAGGCUGAGCAGAGGAUGAGAGAGCUCAGGUGCCUAGUGAAAAGCCAUGUGGGAAGAGGGUUGGUCUUGUAUUUGGGCGAUCUCAACUGGGUAUCUGAGUUUUGGUCAAGUUAUGGCGGGCAUAGCAGAAACUAUUACUGUCCAGUGGAACUCAUGAUCAUGGAGCUCAGUAGAUUGCUGAGUGGAGGUGAGCAAAGUGGAAAGCUUUGGCUCAUGGGGAUUUCAACUUUCCAGACUUACAUGAGCUGUAGGAGUGGCCAUCCUUGUUUGGAAACUCUCUGGCAACUUCACCCUCUCACGGUUCCAGUUGGCAGCCUUGGACUAAGUCUCAACUUGGACAGUGAUUUGCGAGGCCAGUUCCAAAGCAAGGCACUGGGAGAUGAAUACUCAAGCUGGUCACAGAUCAAGAUUGGAGUUGAGAAGAACCUCAUUUGCUGCAUAGAUUGCUUGGCUAAUUUCAACAGAGAAGCUCGAAGAAUGGCCGCAAACACUUGCCACAAGGAGUCUUCUUCCACUUCCACUGGCUCAAACUUGCCUCCAUGGCUCCAACUGUACAAGGAAGAGAGCAAAAGAAAAACUAUCAAUGACCAGGAAUUGAGCAACCUUAGAGAACUCUGCAAGAAAUGGAACUCAACCUGCAGUUCACUCCACAAACAGCACCAUUUUCUUGAGAAAACCCUAAAUUUCUCUUCAUUGUCUUCUCCUUCCUCCUCUACUUCAGUCUCUUCCUAUGACUUGCACCAGACCCUUACGGAUUGGCCUAUGAUUUUUGGACCCAAAAGGUUGCCUAAAGAACACCAAUUCUUAACAUCCGAUAACGAGGCAAAGCCUGACUUGUUAUCCAACCCAAAUUCCAGUCCUAACUCGGCUUCUUCCAGCGAGGCGACACUAAACGAGGAUGAUCAGUGCUUUCAGAGGUUCAUGGAGCAUAAUUCUGAGAACUUGAAGGUUCUAUGCAAUGCCUUGGAGAAGAAGGUUCCUUGGCAGAAGGAAGUAGUUUCAGACAUCGCGAACACGAUCCUCCAGUGCAGGUCAGGGAUGGUGGCAAGAAAGGGCAAGCGCAAAGAUCACAAAGAAGAAACCUGGUUUUUCUUCCUGGGUGUUGAUUAUAGGGGCAAAGAGAAGAUCGCAAAGGAGCUGGCCAAGCUUGUGUUUGGCUCCCAUGGAAACUUCGUCAAGAUUGGGCUCAGCAGCUUCUCAUCAACAAGGGCUGAUUCAAGUGAAGACCAAGAGAUGAUCAGUAACAAAAGAUCAAGGGAUGAAUCUGGUGGGUAUCUAGAGAGAUUUGCAGAGGCAGUGCAGGCGAAUCCCAGCCGCGUGUUCUUCAUGGAAGAUGUGGAGCAAGUAGAUUAUUGUUCUCAGAAGGGAAUCAAGAACACCAUUGAAAGUGGAAAGAUCGAGCUUUGUGAUGGUGGCGGAUUGGUUUCUCUUAAGGAUGCCAUUGUCAUUUUCAGCUGCGAAAGCUUCAGCUCAAUGUCCAGGGCCUGUUCUCCUCCUUCCAAGGAGAGAGAUGAUGAUGAUGAUGUAUCAGAGGAGAAAGCAAUACAGGUUGGUUCCCUGGAUCUGAACAUUAAUGCCAAUUGUGAAGAAGAAGAAGAUGAUGAUGAUGAUGAUUCAGUUGGUGAGAUUGGAUUCUUGGAUUCAGUGGACAGGAAAAUCAUCUUUAAGAUUCAGAUUCUGUGAAAUUAAUGAUGAUCCAGCAUAGCAGUGUGGAUUAAUUAGGAGUAAUCAACUCUUUUUUGUUUUGUUUUUUAUAUAUGUUUUGUGAGAGAAAAAGAAUUAAAUUGGAUGGGGGAAAGGAAAAUAUGUAAUGAACAACACUAAGUACUGUGAUGAAUGCCAUGUGAUGUAGAAGAUGUAAAUUAAUUAAAUAGAACAGCCCUGUUUACUUGUGAUCA
Diospyros lotus (date-plum) is the source of this 2897-nucleotide messenger RNA. Its product is annotated as protein SMAX1-LIKE 3-like. NCBI's taxonomy places the organism in Eukaryota, Viridiplantae, Streptophyta, Magnoliopsida, Ericales, Ebenaceae. The record is from RefSeq and is a predicted model, not a curated record. The coding region runs from base 184 to 2682 and encodes 832 amino acids. The transcript has 3 exons.